AUGGUCAACGAAAGCGCGACUUCAGGGAAAGAACGUGGUCGUAUUCGCGAUGCAAAAGAGAUUUUCAUAUACAUGCACCGGAAUUUCCGUGUAUCGCGGAAUAUACGAGCUCAUUGGCUAUUCGACCAUCUCAAUAAGACUGUGAAGAUUGAGGACACGCCUGGAGAAGGAGAGUAUAGCAAUGAAAUGAGUGUCGUGGGAAUUAUUCCAGUAGAUGGUGAGCCUGACGAUUGCGUCCUCGGAGAGGAAUUCAGAGUCUGUCUAACUACUAAAAUUACUUACAUAUCACGCUACUACCGUCACGUAUUCGUUCUCGAUCUCAGCCCGUCGACUAUCGUUGCGGAUGAAGAAAGUAACUGUUGUUUACAUACAAAACUUUUGGAAUGCUUACGACUCAGCAUGGCUUCUGUCAGCAAGAGUGUGCUUGUACAGGGAAUAUUGCUGACUGAAAGUAAUAUAAACAGUGUUCUCCACACGGUUACACAGAAGUUCAAUGAUUUGUUGAAUAGUUUAUACGUUUACUCAAAAGGAAUUCUACAAAAAUGGGCAACAUUGAGACGAAGGCACAGAAAUAAGUUUGACUCGGCUUGUGGUGAUAUUGAGUGCAUAGGAGCGUACGAAUCUGCAAGAUCAUCGAUUUGUAAACGAUGGCUCACCCAACAAGGUAAGAUCACACUUGUACACCAUGUUGUAAAUAGUGCCCCACCAAAGCCUGCUCCUUCUUAUCCUAGAAGCAUCAUGGACUACGUUAAAGGAGUUUGGACCGUAAGCUCUGCUGAAGAUGAGAACACAACACGAAAUCCUCUCUGUGACGGAUACAUACAUCCAGAAUGGGCUCUGAUUUUCAUGUUGCGGCUAGGUCUUAUUGCCGUACAAAUGAUGCAUGAGAAUACACAAUCGAACAUCAUUGUUAUUACUGAUGCAGUGUGUGGCAUGCCGGAUGCGAAUGCUCUACAACAGCUUUUGAGCCAGCUGCGGAGCUACACGGUUUCAUGCUCUUUUAUUCAGUUACAAGGCCGAUCUCGAAAUGAGGCGUGUUUUGGUCAUGUGGCAUCGUGUGAACUGUUUCAUUUCCUCGCGAUGGCGACCUUUGGUGUGUACAUUCCGAACUGCCGUUGCGCGAUCGGAGUGGACAUGAAUGAGAUCCAUGAACCACUGGUUUGCUCUGAAGAUGAAGAAGAAGUUGAUGAGGAACGAGUACAAGCCUUUGAAUCCGUUUCACAGGUAAGCAGCGGAGUUUUUCAUGCUUCGAAGGAUGUUGUGCAAGGUGUCACAGCUGGCCGAUACUGUAUAACGCUCCAAAAUCGUAGGAAUGUUGGAUCUUAUCUGGGAAUGAACUUCAUCACGUUUUCAAAGUUCAGGGCUCUGCUUUGCUGGUGCUUCCAAAAUGCUCUCCAGGAUAAUGUUCACAUAACCAAUCUUGUAAACGAAAUCAAUCCCGAAUUUGCGCAGUUGUACAAAAAUGAUGUGGUGAGGCAUCGUUAUAUUCGUUCAAUAUAUCGAAGUGCAUUGCACGAGAUCUUGUACAUUCGUCUAAGAGAAGGAUUCACAUUGAAGCAAGGGAAGAUGUAA
Molecule: messenger RNA, 1572 nt
Organism: Cooperia oncophora
Lineage: Eukaryota; Metazoa; Nematoda; Chromadorea; Rhabditida; Trichostrongylidae
Source: the annotation of a GenBank genome assembly